Medioppia subpectinata is the source of this 3310-nucleotide messenger RNA. The record is from the annotation of a GenBank genome assembly. NCBI's taxonomy places the organism in Eukaryota, Metazoa, Arthropoda, Arachnida, Sarcoptiformes, Oppiidae.
CAUUUCAUUGUUUUGUUUCGUCUUUGGCUUUAAAUGUGUCUUCAAUUGAAACCACUCUUCAAUCCAUUGGUGGUAACAUUGAUUGUCAGCCAUUGUCAGUGUCUUUGAGUGCUUGUGUCGGCACUUGUGUCCCAUUGCCAGUGAUUGUGAAGCCAUUGAUGGCAUCGAUGUCUUGUGUGAACACAUCUUACACUGUAUUCAAUGCGAUAAAUGUGUGGAAAGCUAUGCAUCGAUGACUUCCAGCACAUCCCUUGUCUUCACCGGAAGUCUAUUGUCAUUGUCUUUGUAUUUCUUUGUCUGAAGAGCUCUCAAAUUGUCAUUAAAUGCAAAUCGUUUUGUUAUUAAACACAACGAAAAACAAUUAUUUGAAUAAUAAUUAAUUAUUUGAUUAAUUGAUCGUCUUUUGGAUCAAAUGGAGCCACAGUUUGUGGUCGAAAGGGAUUGCAAUGCUUUGGGAGGACUUUUCCAGAUUAUCAUCAAUGAUCUUAAGUCGGGAACCGGCAAUUGGGACGACUUCGUGGUAAAAGCGGGCAAAUUUCAUACACAACUCAAAGCGACGAUAUCUGCUUCGACAGCAUUUCUCGAUGCCUUCCAGAAGAUCGCAGAUAUGGCCACCAGUACUAGAGGCGGCACUAAAGAGAUCGGAACCGCUUUGACGCGUAUAUGUCUUCGCCACCGAUCAGUGGAGGCGCGGCUUAAGACAUUCACGAGCUCUAUAAUGGAUUGUCUUAUUUUGCCGCUUCAGGACAGGAUUGAAGAGUGGAAGAAAACAUGCGGACAGUUAGACAAAGAGCACUCAAAAGAGUACAAACGAUUGCGACAAGAAUUGAAGAAAAAGCAAUCACUAGACCCGUCGCACGCCUUAUACGCCUCCACUUCUAAUACAUUGCGAUUUAAAAAACAUGUCAGAAAUAAGAUGAAAAUCGAUUCAAACAAUUGGAAUAGUCUUAACUCAAUGUCCAGAUCUAUGGACUCAAUGGAAGCCAACGAAAGACUCUUUAUAUUCGAAGAGAUGGAGAAAAAGGCUGUUCGACGGGCUCUCAUCGAAGAGAGGAGUCAUUUCUGUUUGUUUGUCAACUUUUUGCGUCCAGUGGUUGAGGAAGAGUUAGCGAUGCUUCAGGAGGUGACACACCUUCAGGAGAUUAUGGACGCUCUCAGCAAACUGACCGCCGAUCCAUACUCUCUGCCCACUGCCAGUGAAUUAGUCAUUUCGGACUUAAGACUUAGUACGUCCGAUACGGUGGCCUUCUCUUUGCAAACCCCGCCGAGCAGUCCGUCAUCUUUCGGUUCCCGGAAAUCAAGUAUGUGUUCGAUCAGCAGUUUUAACAGCUCUUCCAGUGGCAGCACUCACUCGCCUUCACAUAACUGCCGAUACCGUUCCCUCUCUCAGGUUUCGAGUCUCUCCGAACACAGCAGUGGCAGUACUUCGAGCACAUCAAGCAUUCCGGCCUCUAAUAAACGUAAUGAUACUAAUCUUAGAUCCCAUAGUAUUAGCACUUUUGAUAAAAACCAAAACCUUUCUAAAUCUCACGACUCGUAUUCACUUAAUAUUAUUAAUACUUGCGAAGAGAAUUUGGUUUCCAUUAACACACAAAACAAUCACAACUCAUCCACUAUUGUAUUGCAAACGCCAAACAAUCGCAACAUCACUGAUAAGCCAGACCUGCCGUCUCGCGCACUCAUACCCGACAAGCCUUCAAUACCCACCAAACCAUAUACUCUUAACAAUGACACAAAUCAACGCCAAACAGCAGCCACUGAUUUAUCUCUAUAUUCUGAAUCGCAUCCCAUUUAUGCCAACUCUAUGGAACUGAUGGGUGACGAGUCGAGCGUCGCCUGUUCUGAGGGCUCUAUCACACCGACAAAUGCCGAGCGAUCUAACAGUCCCUCUAAUGAGCUCUUGAAUCAGUGCAAGAAUUCAUCAUUAAGUGCGUCCACACUAACGAUAGGCCGCUUAUCAAAGCCGCCGCCACCGCCUCCCGUGCGCCGCACGUCAACCAUUUCCAAUCCAAACGCCAUUACUUUAGGCACUUUGAAAACGGCCGGAUGUAAUACAUACGAAGAAAUACAAAAUCUGAGCAAAACAUACUCUACUUAUCAGGACAUAAACAGUCUAACACUUUCUCUACAAAAUCUCAGUUCAAUCGAAACCUCGAAUCAACCCAUUUAUAGCCGCCCUUCAGAUGUUAUUUAUUCCAACACUUCUCACAUGACAUCUAAUUCUCAUUUAAGUCAAAACAAGGCCACUGAAUAUCAUUCGGCUAAAAGUCUUUUCGAGAGCACAUCUGCGCGUGAAGUACAACAACAACAAUAUCAACAACAUAUGCAACCCAUUUAUACGACUGAAGAGCAAUCAACUUCACUGCCACUUCCGGCGCCACCGCCAGAAGCAUUCUCAGACACUGAGUCGACCAAUCAUAGCCAUCAUUACAAUAAGAUAACUAACGUUCACAGACAGUUCCUCGAGACACUAAACACCAAAUUAGGACAAUUCAAACCCGAAUCUCACAUCAGUCCACAGAAUUUGGUUUCCAUUAACACACAAAACAAUCACAACUCAUCCACUAUUGUAUUGCAAACGCCAAACAAUCGCAACAUCACUGAUAAGCCAGACCUGCCGUCUCGCGCACUCAUACCCGACAAGCCUUCAAUACCCACCAAACCAUAUACUCUUAACAAUGACACAAAUCAACGCCAAACAGCAGCCACUGAUUUAUCUCUUUAUUCUGAAUCGCAUCCCAUUUAUGCCAACUCUAUGGAACUGAUGGGUGACGAGUCGAGCGUCGCCUGUUCUGAGGGCUCUAUCACACCGACAAAUGCAGAGCGAUCUAACAGUCCCUCUAAUGAGCUCUUGAAUCAGUGCAAGAAUUCGUCAUUAAGUGCGUCCACACUAACGAUAGGCCGCUUAUCAAAGCCGCCGCCACCGCCUCCCGUUCGCCGCACGUCAACCAUUUCCAAUCCAAACGCCAUUACUUUAGGCACUUUGAAAACGGCGGGAUGUAAUACAUACGAAGAAAUACAAAAUCUGAGCAAAACCUACUCUACUUAUCAGGACAUAAACAGUCUAACACUUUCUCUACAAAAUCUGAGUUCAAUCGAAACCUCGAAUCAACCCAUUUAUAGCCGCCCUUCAGAUGUUAUUUAUUCCAACACUUCUCACAUGACAUCUAAUUCUCAUAUAAGUCAAAACAAGGCCACUGAAUAUCAUUCGGCUAAAAGUCUUUUCGAGAGCACAUCUGCGCGUGAAGUACAACAACAACAAUAUCAACAACAUAUGCAACCCAUUUAUACGACUGAAGAGCAAUCUUAA